AUGAAGGUCGCGAUCCUCGGUGCCACUGGUGAGACGGGCACCUCCAUCUUGGGCGCCCUCCUCGACUCAACCGAGCCGCGAUAUGAGAUUACUGCACUGGUCCGUAAAUCCUCACUGGAGAAACCUGAAGCACUUGCUCUCAAAGAGAAGGGAAUCAACGUUGUAGCUGCGGAUCUAAGUGGCCCUGAGGAUGAACUCGCGCGAGCCCUCGAUGGUAUAAAUACCGUUAUUUCAGCAAUCAGUGCUACUGACCUCCUUGCGCAAAUCCCACUCAUCAAUGCCGCUCAAGCCGCUGGUGUCAAGCGCUUCUUGCCUUGCUGCUUCGCCCCGAUUAUACCCCCAGCAGGUAUUUUAGGGCUGAGGGAUAUUGUGAAAAAGAAAGAGCAGGUUAUCAAUCACAUCAAGAAAGUCAAACUUCCUUAUACUAUUGUCGAUAUCGGCUACUGGUAUCAGUUGAUGCUACCUCGCUUGCCCUCCGGCCGUGUUGACUAUGCCUUGCCAAUCACUCUAGGAGGUAUUCCAGGUGACGGAAACACUCCCUGUGCCUUUACAGAUCUGCCGGAUAUUGGAAGAUGGGUCGCCCGCAUUAUCGCAGAUCCUCGGACCCUGAACAAAAUGGUCUUUGCCUACAACACGGUUCUGACAAUGAACCAAGCGUACGAUCUGUUGGAAGAGGCAAGUGGUGAAAAGAUUGAGCGCAACUACAUCUCAGAGGCCGCGGUCAUGGAGGGAGUGGCUAGAGCAGAGGCUAAUUGCCCGCCUGCGGACUCAUUCGACUACUUUGAGGUAGUGAAGUACCAAUACUUCAACGCACUCGGAAUUCGUGGGUAUAAUACCCCAGAAUACGCGCGUUACUUGGGAUAUGUAGAUGCAACGGAGCUCUACCCCGACAUGAAAGUGACAACCCCGGAGGUCUAUUGUGAGAGGCUUUUGAGUGGGAAGGCUACAAUGAUCUAUCAGCGUUUGAUGUCGGCCGCUCAGUAA
Molecule: messenger RNA, 984 nt
Organism: Fusarium musae
Lineage: Eukaryota; Fungi; Ascomycota; Sordariomycetes; Hypocreales; Nectriaceae
Exons: 4
Coding region: 1-984 (327 amino acids)
Molecular function (GO): oxidoreductase activity
Source: RefSeq, a predicted model, not a curated record